Rubroshorea leprosula is the source of this 2147-nucleotide messenger RNA. The record is from the annotation of a GenBank genome assembly. Lineage: Eukaryota; Viridiplantae; Streptophyta; Magnoliopsida; Malvales; Dipterocarpaceae.
CUGCUGAUAUUAGAAAUAUUAACUAGCAAAUAGAAGAUUUAAAAUCUGAAUUACAUCUCUCUCUAUUGUUGUUUUUGAUUAUUUAACUUGGUAUGUGUUUCCGUUAUAUCUGUGUGCAGUGGUAUGCAGAUUAAGACCCACAAACGAAAUAUUGCUGCUCCCCUGGACCCUGCAGCCCUGGACCCUGCAGCAUUUGCUGAUGCAGUGGUCCAGAUUUAUCUGGAUAAUGCUGGUGAUCUGAUAAAUUUCUACAGCAGUGUAAAUUUCAAUUUCAACCCUAGUGGUUUUGGUUAAAAUAAACUCUGACCUUGACCACCUUAAGACAAUGUUAUUAAUAAUUUUAUGUUUCUUACUGUCUCACUUUGCUUGAAUGGGAACUCUCAUUCAGGUUCCUGCUGGAGCCAACACGUGGCACCCAGUCCCAGUCUCCAUUCAUUCUCUACGGUUUUGUAUUUAUUCUUAGUUUUUAAGAGAUAGGGAGAGAGGGCUUUCUUUUUGAAAAUCUAAAUUAAUUUGAAAUGAGGGGGUAGUUUCAUCAGAGAAAAUAAAUAUUAUAGUGUCAAUGAAUUUGUCUAUCAAGUUAAAGCAUAUGGUGGUUAAGCAUCAAAAAAUCAAACCUCAUGUCUGAAUUUGAUUUUUACCAAACCAAAAGUGUAACAGCUGAAUAUACUCUUUACAACGUGCAUCUGACAUCCCUCUAGGUGGUUAUCUUACUUACUCAUCUGACCAAACAUUUUCUUCAUGCAGGAACUUGUUUGCAAGAUCCUCGAGUCUUCAGACCUUAACUUCUCAUGCUACAGUGACAUCUUCUUUGAGGUUGUUUUCACUGGAGGCCGUACACAACCAGGCACAACCGAACCCAAUGAGGGGGAGCACCACCCUUACUCUAUAAUAGACUGUGAGCCUAAGCAUGAAGUCAUUCUGCCAUCUGUGAUCUACAUACAGAAAAUUUUACAUUGGAGGCCUUUCCUCAUAAAGGACCUAAAAAUGUUAUGCAAAGAUUCUUGCAGUUAUUGGAUCUUUUUGAGGUAAAUGAAAGGAAGAAGCUUGCAAUUUUCACAGCUCUUGCUUUCUCCCAGAAACUUCAGGGCUGCCACCAGAGAUCGUGUUCCAGCCCUUGCUCAAGAAUAAUCUUGUUACCAAGGGGUUAGUCCUUUCAUUCAUAACAGACUUCUUCAAGGAGUACCGGGUUCAUAAUAUCCUGGAGGAUUUAAUCGCAAUUCUGAAGCAAGGUAAAAUGGAAGACAAUCUCCUGGACUUCUUUCCAUCUGCAAAUAGAUCUGCAAGGAAGGGCUGACGCCCCUGGUUGAAUACAAUGAGAAAAAAAUAUAUAUUUGAGGUGAAACUGAAGGAAAUGAAAUCUGCUGUAACAACCAGAUAUCUGAGGAAACUGAUAUAUCUGAGGUCAUAGAAACUGUCAAGCAACAUGUUAAAGAUUCUAAAUUACCUGAUAUUGAAGUUGUGUGGAUGCUUUGGGAUGUAAUAAUGGAUACUGUUCAGUGGUCUGGGAAGAACCAGCAGUAGAAUGCUAAUGCGGCUCUGCGACAGGUCAAAUCAUGGGCAAAACUUUUAAGUACCUUUGUACCAGUGGAAAACUUGAGCUGGAACUCAUAUACAAAGUUCAGAUGCAAUGCUAUGAGGAUGCCAAGCUCUGAUGAAGCUGUUCCCUGAGAUCAUAAGGUCUCUCUAUGGCCAAGGUGUGCUUGCAGAAGACACCAUUCUUCGCUGGUUCUGCAGAGGAAUGAACCCUAAGGGCAGACAAACAUUUGUCGAGGCCCUAGAACCCUUUGUGAACUGGCUGGAAGAAGUAGAAGAGGAGGAAUAAGUUGGACCUUGUUCCCCUGGUUUUAUUGGCUUGUAUCAAUUCUUGAGGUGUCCUUUGGCAUAAGAUAUCUCAAGAUCUUUGACAUUUGGUGUGACAUUGUGAUGUGAGCAGAUCAUUGGUGGGUUUUCACCUGCAAUAAUCAAUCACUUUAUGCUAUCAUUUGCAUGUUUCUUUUAGCUGUCUUCUUAUUUAGCAUUAAAAUUUAUGUUUAAAUUGUAUCAUUGUACUACCUUCGUCCAUUUCUGGGACAAAGGCAGGAAUGAGAAAGAAUCAAAGAACACCUUACAUGUAAAGGUCUGGAAAAUCAAAAAUACCAACUGAA